GCUUGGUGGGCCUCUCAGGUCCCAGGCAAAGCGGUAUAAAAGCCGAAAACCAUCCAUCCAUUGGUAUCAUUCGCAUCAGACUCGCAAGAUCGAGCGAACUACCAAUCACCCGAGCAACAAUGGCCUUUAAGUUUAUCGCUCUCGCCGCCUUGAUCGCCGCCGCUAACGCCGGUGUUAUCGCACCUGCCGCUCCCCUGGCCUACGCCGCGGCCCCCGCGGUAGUCGCCGCCCCCGUCGCCAAGGCCGUAGUGACUAAAGCCGUCGACGCCGACUUCGAUCCGCAUCCCCAGUACAGCUAUGCCUACGACGUGCACGACAGCCUGACCGGUGAUGCCAAGAGUCAGCAGGAGACUCGCGACGGCGACCUCGUUCAGGGUAGCUACUCCCUGUUGGAGGCUGAUGGAACCAGGCGCACCGUCGACUACACCGCUGACCCAGUCAACGGAUUCAACGCCGUAGUCCGCAAGGAACCCGCCGCCGUUGCCCCGGUCGCCGCCGCUCCUGUCGCACACGUCGCGCACGCCGCGCCCCUCGCUUACGCCGCCCCGGUCGCCAAGAUCGCCACCCCCGUGGCUCACGCUGCCCCUCUGUCCUACGCAGCCCCGAUCGCGAAGUUCGCCACUCCCGUGGCCCACGCUCCAAUCGCCUAUGCCGCACCAGCUCCGGUCGCUUACGCCACGCCGUUCGCCAAGGUCGCCGCUGCGCCUGCCGCCAUCUCCUACGCCGCUCCCGCUGCCUACCUCCAUUGAACUGUGACCUGAUCGUCGUUUAGGAAUGAUACUUAUCGAAUAAAUCUCAAAUUUUCUUAGCAAAAAUGUUGUGAAGUCGUACAAGAUUAUCUUGGCCUAUCUUUGAUGUAUCUUUGCUUCAGUACUUAAGUUCAAACCUUGAAAAGGAAUUGAUUGAAACUGCAGAAUUAAGAGUUACGUUUCCUAAAAAAAAGAAUUUUAAUAUAUAAUUAUAAUUGAGUUCCUUAUGCUGAUAAAAAACAAUGUCUUCAGCCGCUUUUCUCUCAAUGUGAAUAUACAUAUAUUUUACAAUCAUUUAGAAUAAGACUGGGAAUAGUUGUGUGUGUGUGUGUGUGUGUGAGAGACUUGAAUGUUGAAAUAAUCAUUAUCUUUUCAUGAAA
Messenger RNA from Pogonomyrmex barbatus (red harvester ant), 1129 nucleotides. RefSeq names its product cuticular protein 1 (gene CPR1). The record is from RefSeq and is a predicted model, not a curated record. Lineage: Eukaryota; Metazoa; Arthropoda; Insecta; Hymenoptera; Formicidae. Gene Ontology annotation, cellular component: extracellular matrix.